UUUCCAUAAUGACAGAAGAGUGUGAUAGCCAAACGGAACAGGUUGUUUUACAAACUCUUUUCCAUUUCAUGAGAUCAACAGGAAUAGGAAAUAAAAUGAAUUAAGACAUGAGAUAUAGAUGAAAUGGACGAAAGGGGGUCGAAGGUUGUUGUGGCAGGAUGUACAAACGACUCCUCAAGUGACGACACUUGUUUUGAUGAUAGAGCAACAAAAAGGCGUCCAUGUUCACGUAAACUGUCAUCCAUGCCGGGGGAAAAGUAUUUAUGUCAAAAAAAUUCAGCGGAUCACAACUUUAGUAGUGAGUCAAAUGACGGAGGAAUAGGGUCUAUGGACUCCCGCGAUGACAAUCAUUCAGAAUCAGAUAGUGAAAUAAACAUUAAUGAUGUCCCAUGUGUUUGCAAAGGUUGUAGUCGCAAAAGUGACGAGGAAUUUUAUUAUUUACAGUCUACCCCACAGUAUUUACAUGAUGGCAAGGCUUGCCCUUCAGAUCAAAUGGAAUGGAAAUUCCAGUCUCCUUGCGCCAUAAACUCCUGGGGACACUUUUGUCAAAGUCGUAGAGAUUUAUAUAAAUAUCGUAGGAGUGACUAUUCUAGUGAUAGUGACGAGGAAUCAGUCCCAAGGUUUAACCAAAUUAGUCCAGAUUCAGAGGGUUGUGAAAAACCAAGAUCUCAUUUACCAGUUUGUGAUAGUCUGUCCGAUGUACCAUUAAAAACAGUUGUGAACAUGGUAAAAGGUACAUCCAAGACGGACCUCCUGAAAAACCUUACAUCUCGUCCACAAGACGGUAUUAAACCUCAUGUGUUCAAAGAAAAGUUUGCUACAAUUUUACGUUGGUUUACUGAAUGCAGUGAUGACCAGAAGAACACAGUAUUAAAAGGUUUACUGAUGUACUGUGAUUUACCCCAAAUGCAUCUUCUGUCAGUUAAAAUGGCUCCAAAUCUCCACAGAGGUUGCCCAAGCAACUGCCAAGAUAUUCUUACAUGGCUGCCAACCAGCCUGGCUCAUAAAAUCAUGUCUUAUUUUGAUCCAGUAACAUUAUGUAAGGCUGCUCAGGUUUGUUGCCUCUGGGGACAGCUGACAGAAGAACCAUCACUAUGGAGAAAAUUUUGCUGUCAACAAAAAUGGCGGCUUUCAAAGGCUGCAGAACACAAACAAGUCAUCAGUCACAUGUCACCAGAAGGAAGUAUCCAGUGGAAGAAAGUAUUUGCUGAGAGAUACAGAUUGAGACAGAAUUGGUUGAAUGGUAGAUGCACUGUUAGAACCUUUGAAGGUCAUAGUCAAGGUAUAUCUUGUGUACAGUUUGACGACACUAGAAUUGUGAGUGGUUCAUCCGAUAAGACAAUCAAGGUUUGGAAUAUUAGAACCAAUGCCCCAUGGUCAGUACAGACACUGGUUGGCCACAGUGGUACAGUAAGGUGUUUACAUCUGGAGGGAAAACGUUUAGUCAGUGGGUCUACAGACAAAUCUAUAAAAGUAUGGGAUUUAUCUACCCAAGAAAGUUGGUCAAGCAUUGCCUGUAAAGUGACCAUGGUUGGACAUACAGAUACUGUUAGAUGUAUUCAGGUUGAUGAUGAUAAAGUGAUCAGUGGAUCUUAUGAUUUCACUAUCAAAGUGUGGGAUUUGAAGACUGGCAGUUGUAGAAAUACUUUAAGAGGGCAUCAAGCAGCUGUUUUAUGUAUACAAUUUAAUGAGACAAAGAUUGUAUCAGGGGCAUGUGACAAAACAAUCAAGAUAUGGAGUUAUGAAGGAGCCUGUAUUAGAACUUUGACCGGUCAUCAGGAUGCAGUUACCUGUUUACAGUUUGAUUCUACGAGAAUUGUUAGUGGCUCAAUGGACUGUAAUCUAAAGAUGUGGGACAUACACAGUGGUGACUGUAUAAAUACCAUGGACUGGAAAGCUUCCGAAGGACAUACAGGUGUUGUUAGAUGUCUACAAGCAGACAGCUGGAGACUGUGUAGUGCAGCAGACGACAAGACAAUCAAAGUAUGGAAUCUUCAGACUGGGGAACGAUUGGUGACAUUACGCAAUCACACAGACGGUGUAACGUGUUUACAGUUCAAUGAUUUUAUAAUUGUUUCAGGGUCAUAUGAUAAGACUGUUAAAUUAUGGGAUUUUAGCUGCUGCUAAAAAUACUGUCAUACAAAUCAAAGAAUAUUUAAAGCCAGAAAUUUUGGUUAACUUUCUCCAGCUGCUGUUUAAUUAAGUACUGCCAUAGAAUAAUAGUGCACUUUAACCUAGUGACCUCACAUAGGUUUGAAUUUAAAUUUGUAUAGUGGUGAGGCAACUUUCUUGUUUCAACACAUAAACAACUUACUUAGUACAAGUUAUUUCAAAUCAGCAGUCUUUCAAAAACAUACAACUUAGUUGAUAUUUUUUCAUUUUUAAAUAAGUUAAUGAUAUUCGAAGUUAAAGCUAAAUUGAUUAGAUCAAUAAGAGAGAGUUAUCUGUACUAUAGUGCGAAGGACGAAUUUUUGUUCUCCACAGUAAAGCUUGCAAUAAAAUUGCACCCUACUUUAAAAUACAUGUAUUAAGAUUUUUGUCGUGUGUGGACAAUAUGAAAUGUUUGUGUUUUUACAUGUUCCAGAAAUUAAAAAUGGAAGGGUGAAUUUCCCUAUUUAUUUUAAGAAUAGUUCCAAAAUAUCCAUUAUGAAUAUUACUUUUGAAGUAUUUAGAUCAGAAUUUAUUAAUAAUGUGAUAUUUUAUUUAUUUGGAAACUGGAGGCCACUAUACCUAAGACAUUAUGUGGUUAGUAAUACGGGGAAAAUAUUAUAAAAUAUGUUCAAAUUUAAUCUUUAAACUUUGCAAAAAAUUUAACAGAAAAAAUAUUACCAUAGCUUAUUGGAGUUCAGUGACAGGAAAAAUUUACUGACAACUGAAUUCUAGUUGGAUGGGAAUUGGCGCUAGGCAGGGUAUAUUUGACAUUGUUAUUUAAUAAAAAGAGGCAGUUAAACUGUCAAAAAUAUUAAAAUUACAGACUGACAGAUCAGUCAAACAAUGAUGACCAACACUGAUUAAAUUCAUCAGCAUUAGGUAUCUAAAAUCUAGUCCAGGUUUAACCAAGAUAUGUUGUUAACUUCAGUCAUGUAAUAUAAUUUCUUGAUACAUUGUCAUAUACUAUUUUCUUGUCUUAAUUUUUAUUUCAAAGUAUUAUUUAUAAAGGUUAAGGUAACAUAUUAUUAAUAUUCUAUUUUUAUAUGCAUGCAGAAAUAAUUUUCUUUGCAAUGGCACGAAGAAAUUGUAUUGUGUUUAAGUUAGAGAAAUUAUAUGAUUUUAAAUUCCUUGUGCAUGCAUAGUACCCAUAAAGAGUAUGCUCAAUUUUCAUGGCCUUUUAAUUUUAGAUUUCAAAGAAUAUAAAUGCUCAUAACUGAAAAAAAUGUUAUAUAUUUUUUUUUAAGAAAAAAGAAGAAAAAGAUUUUUUUUCUAUAAAUUGCAAGUUCAUGUUAAGAUUUAUAUUUUUCAGUGGGGAUUCAAUGAAGAUUUUCUUGUGUUUUGAAUUCUUUUUGCCAAAAAAUAAGACCUUUAACUAGUAAUGGACUUUGGUACCUUAAAACGUGAUUAUCCAUGUCAUAUUAAUAAUUCUCAAGUCUUGCAUCUAGAUGAA
Molecule: messenger RNA, 3601 nt
Organism: Mytilus trossulus (common blue mussel)
Lineage: Eukaryota; Metazoa; Mollusca; Bivalvia; Mytilida; Mytilidae
Product: F-box/WD repeat-containing protein 7-like
Exons: 14
Coding region: 124-2127 (667 amino acids)
Molecular function (GO): protein binding
Source: RefSeq, a predicted model, not a curated record